This is a messenger RNA of Sabethes cyaneus, 3234 nucleotides long. RefSeq lists its product as uncharacterized. Gene Ontology annotation, biological process: proteolysis. Gene Ontology annotation, molecular function: serine-type endopeptidase activity. The coding region runs from base 66 to 2765 and encodes 899 amino acids. The record is from RefSeq and is a predicted model, not a curated record. The transcript is spliced from 12 exons. NCBI's taxonomy places the organism in Eukaryota, Metazoa, Arthropoda, Insecta, Diptera, Culicidae.
UGGAUUAUGCGGUUCAAGCUUUAAGGUCAUUCGGUUAAUCUUCUUGUGGUACAUUUGUUAUAAGCAUGUUAAAAUACUUAGUAGUUUUGUGGUAUUUUAUUUACUACGCUAAUGGACAAAGCGAUGAUGAGGACUAUCCUGGAAACGCUUACAGAAGAGAUAACCACCCACCGUUGAUGAUCUCGAAUGAGCGCUUGACUCUGGAUGAUUGUCACCUUCGGUUUUAUAAAUAUACGGCACACUCGGGAGUUGCACCUGCGUUUGGUCAUCCCGCACAGCUGAAGGAAUUCGCUCAUAUCGGAGCAAUUGGUUGGACACAACCGGAUGGUACCGUGUUGUGGCGAUGUGGAGGAACCUUAAUCUGGGAUAAUUUCGUUCUAACCGCCGCGCAUUGUGCCAUAGAUGAAAGAAGCAAGCGACCCGAUGUGAUUAGGUUCGGUGAUUUGAAUAUUUAUAGCUCCGAUGACGAUCAGUAUGCUCAACAGCUUAAAAUUAUUGAUGUGAUAAGACAUCCUGAACACCGAUUUGCGGCACAAUAUCACGAUAUUGCGUUAAUGAAGUUGGAGAAAAACGUUACCCUACAUGACACGGUAGUUCCUGCUUGCCUUUGGACUGACGAGGAAGUUAGAUUCAAAAUUUUAGAGGCUGCUGGCUGGGGUCAAAUUGGCUUUGCUCAAGAGCAGACACCGGUUCUGCUAAAAGUGAAACUUAAGCCAAUUGGAAACGAAGAAUGUGCUAAGUUUUAUACCAAUGACACGAACCGCAAAUUGAGGCAGGGUCUACAGGACCAUCAUAUCUGCGCUGUUGACGAAAAAAUGGAUACAUGUGAGGGUGACUCAGGUGGUCCGCUUCAAAUCAAGCUGAUGCACAAUGGAAGGGUGUCACCGUUUAUAGUUGGAAUUACGUCAUUUGGGACAGUUUGCGGGAAUUCAGAUCCUGGUGUAUACACAAGGGUGGCUCCUUACCACGACUGGAUUGUUGAAACAAUGCGAAGCCGCGGAGCAUUCGUAGACGAUACUACUUACAAUGCAACAUUUUGUGCAUUACGAUACGUACAUUUUCGUGAAUAUGAGGAUGCCGUCAUUACUGGUAGAACUGAUUCCUAUGUUUACACGGAUUCAACUAAGCGACAUAUAAAACGGGCUUGGAGUCUUCCAUCAUAUAUGGCGAAACUGGCUUGGCGCUCUGGUGGUGGUCGUGAAGAUUGUUACGGUGCCAUAAUAGAUGAAACCACUGUUUUGACAUUAGCGCAAUGCAUUUUUCACAACCGGAGUCCUGUUAGUCAUAUUUUGUAUCUGAAUAAUAGAGAGAUGAACGUGUCCCAUUUUCACAUUCAUCCGGAAUACACGGAAGGAUCAGGAUAUAAUAAUAUCGCUUUUGUAUAUUUGAAAAAUUUCCUUGACACACGGACAAUUCAGCCUGCAUGUAUUUGGCACGAGCGGAAGCUAUCACAUUAUGAGGUGCAUAUUUUUGGAUCUGGAAGAACAGACAUUAACGACUUUUGGCCGGCGACAAGAAAUCAGGAUGAUGAUUUAUCGUUAUUUUUAAAUCCUACAAUUAUACCUUUCAGACCACGUUUAUCUGUUCAGAAUGCUUCUACCUGUAUCAUAUCUGAUCGGUUUAAAUCUAGACUCAAAAGUGGAUUGAAAACUGAGCACUUUUGUAUUGGAAAAGAUUUCUUUCUAGUGCCAAAAUCCUGUGACCUGUUGGUUGGUGGUAGUAUUGAUGGAACUAUAUGGCGCCAAAAUGAGGAUUACCCUGUAACAUACGGAUUGGUUCAGUUUGGGAGAGAUUGUGGAUUCGGGGAACAUGCCGUUGUAACCGGGUUUGCAGAUCAUAUUGAUUGGAUGAAAUCUGUGCUUCUACCUGAUCACAUUGAAACGAAUGGCGCACCUCAAUUUCUGUAUGAUACACUGCGAGAAGGUGAAACAUGUAUGAGUGAUGACAACAGAAAAGCGGGAAUUUGCGUUUCUGUUUCUGAAUGUCCUCGGAAGUGGAAACAAUUUUUGUCCUCGGGAAAGGUUCAAUUUUGCUCUUCCAGCUCUGUAAUUUGUUGUCCUCCGGACGACAUCGAAAGUGCAUCUGAUAUUCAUCCGGAUAUAGCCUCUUGCCCGAAUGUUGUACAGAACAUCAAAACAAAAAGGCCAAGCGGAUCGAUGGUUUACAUCGGCUGGACUGAACCUGAUUAUCUGCAGUUCCGAUGUGUAGGUUCCAUACUAACAAAAAGUAUAAUUUUGACUACGGCCAGUUGUCUUGGAGAUGUAAAUCCAGAUGUUAUACAACCAUCUUCAAACAAAACGGAUAAUUUCUUUCGAGUAGACGCAACACUUAAGCACUAUGCGUACAAUACAACCGACAACAGCAAUGAUAUCGCUCUAGUGAGGUUGGCAGACAGGCUUGUGUGGAGUUCGGACGUGUACCCAUCGUGUUUAUGGACAAAUCGAACCCACACUCCACUGAUCCUGGUCAUGGCUUUUCCAAAUGGAGUUGCUAAAAUGAACUAUAACAGCGUGCUAGCGAUGUACAACUCGGAUUGUCAGCGAACUAACAGCUACCAGUUGCCUGAGUCUCAGCUCUGCGUGCGAAAGCUCUUCGAGAAUUCUACCUGUUCGGGAACGCCAAGCAUAUUGCACUGGCCAGGAGACGAUGGGGUGCAGUAUGCGAUUGGUUUAUCCACAAUUCUACCAGAUUGUGAAGAACGAUAUUAUAUGAUAUUCACCAGACUUUCAGCUUACUUAAAAUGGAUCGGAGGGGCUCUUCAAUAGUGACAUAUGUUAGUGGAUCACAUCACUGUAUCACAUAAUAAUUUAAUGAUUGUUCUAAUGUUUUCUUUCCUUUUGCCACUCUUACCAUAUGAAACAAAUCGCGGGUACUUUUUCAUUUCGACGUAUCUGCAAAUGAGAUAUUCUUUUCGUGUCUCCUCUCUUCCGCUGAUGCAUUUUGACACAUCAGCUUUGUAUAAAUCGGUUGCCGGAGUCAUUAGCAAGCCAAAUGUUUUGAAAAUUUUCUUUUCAAUGCAUUAAUAUCGCCGUAAAAAGCGGAAGAGAGGAGACACGAAGAGAAUCUCUCAUUUGCAGAUACGUCGAAAUGAAAUGUUCUGUAAACUAGCAAACUGUGAUGGUAGAAACGAAAAACCAUUCUUAUUAGAUCUUCAUUGUUUUAUCAGAGGUUUGAGGAUUGUAAAAGCUAAAAGGAAACAGAUUAUAUCACUCCUCGAUAAAUUUUAUAAUUAAA